This is a messenger RNA of Drosophila elegans, 2628 nucleotides long. RefSeq names its product tryptophan 5-hydroxylase 1 (gene Trhn). Gene Ontology annotation, molecular function: tryptophan 5-monooxygenase activity; iron ion binding. Bases 215 to 1891 code for a protein of 558 amino acids. Gene Ontology annotation, cellular component: neuron projection. The record is from RefSeq and is a predicted model, not a curated record. Gene Ontology annotation, biological process: serotonin biosynthetic process; aromatic amino acid metabolic process. NCBI's taxonomy places the organism in Eukaryota, Metazoa, Arthropoda, Insecta, Diptera, Drosophilidae. The transcript is spliced from 8 exons.
GGACAUUAUCAAAUGAAUCAGUUGCAAAAUGGCAUGCAAAAGUUUGGUUUCAAAAUUGCAUUACAGGCUACGAGUGUGUGCAAGUCCUGCGGGCUGACUAUAAAAGGGCUGUCGCAUCGACAGGAUCUUGCAGUUGGCGCUGAGUUGCGCAUACGACGCGUGUGCCCCAUCGGAAACAGAAAAAAAAGGCGUUGUAACCAAGUGCAGUGCAGUGAUGAGUGCUUCCGGAAAGAGUCUUCUGGGCCUGUGGCUCUACAGGAGCGGCGAGCAGGAGUGGGCCGUCAAGCAGGGCAGCCCCUUGCACCAGCUCAAGAAGGAUACGACGACUCCUGGUCCGCCUGGUUCACAUCCGAAUCUCGCCAGGCACUCCUCAGCUCCUCCAGAGCCACCACGGCUGGCCAUCGGAGGUGCCAGCCAGGAUAGUGUCAGUGCCAGGCAGCAUUCCCCCGGUGAACGCAUCUCCAUCAUAUUCACCCUGCGCAACCAGGUGGGAAAUCUGGCCAGAGCCCUGCAGGUUUUCCAGGAGCUGGGCAUCAAUGUGCUGCAUCUGGAGCUCUCGCCGCUGGAGAUGGCCACCAACCAGGCAGACGUCCUGGUGGAUGUGGAGUGUGAUCCUCGUCGACUCGACCAGGUCGUCAAAAUGCUCAACCGGGAGGUGGCCUGCGUGAACUACACGUCCGUGAAUACCCAAGGUUUGGCCAGAGCUCCAUCUCUGUCAGCCUGCUCCAGUUUUGAUUUUGGGGACAUGGUUUGGUUUCCACGAAAGAUCUCCGACCUGGACAAGGCUCAGAAUGUGCUCAUGUAUGGCUCGGAAUUGGAUGCCGACCAUCCAGGAUUCAAGGACCCUGUGUAUCGUAAACGACGUGAACAGUUCUCGGCCAUUGCCAACAACUUUAAGCAUGGCAAUCCCAUUCCACGUGUGCAAUACACACCUGAGGAGGUGAAAACUUGGGGCACCGUUUUCUUGGAGCUCCAUCGUCUUUACGUGUUGCACGCUGUGCCGGAGUAUAUGGAAACCUGGCCGGAGUUGGAGAAGUACUGUGGCUACCGCGAGGAUAAUGUUCCCCAGCUGCAGGAUGUGAGCGUUUAUCUCAAGCGCAAGACAGGAUUUCAGUUGCGACCCGUCGCUGGUUAUCUAUCCCCAAGAGAUUUUCUAUCGGGACUCGCUUUUCGCGUCUUUCACUGCACUCAGUACAUUCGACACUCAUCAGAUCCAUUCUACACUCCCGAACCGGACUGUUGCCACGAGCUACUGGGCCACAUGCCCCUGCUGGCCAACUCGAGUUUUGCCCAGUUUUCGCAGGAGAUUGGUUUGGCCUCUCUGGGGGCGAGUGAUGCGGAUAUCGAAAAGUUGGCCACGCUCUAUUUCUUUACAGUGGAAUUCGGAUUGUGCAAACAGGCGGAUAGCUCUUUCAAAGUUUACGGAGCUGGAUUGCUAAGCUCGGUGGCUGAACUGCAGCAUGCGAUUUCGGCGGAGAACAAGAUCAAGAAAUUCGAUCCGGAGCUGACUUGCCAGGAGGAGUGCAUCAUCACCUCCUACCAGAAUGCCUAUUACUACACCGAUUCCUUCGAGGAGGCCAAGGAGCAGAUGAGAGCUUUUGCCGAGAGUAUCCAACGACCAUUUGGAGUGCGCUAUAACCCAUAUACGAUGAGUGUUGAGGUCCUGUCAAAUGCCCAGAAAAUUACCGCGGUGGUCAGCGAACUCCGAGGGGAUCUCAGCAUCGUUUGCUCGGCCCUGCGAAAGAUCUCCGCGACGGAUGAGAACCUGGAUGUGGACAGCAUUGCCAAUAUGCUCCACAAUAGCCUCAAUGUUAGAGGUGGAGCUUCGGGAGGCGGCGGAAGUCCCUGCAGUCCGGAUAAUUCCGACAACUCGACGGCAGAGGGCGAAUAGGAACGGAAAUGGACAGAACGACUAGGAACGGAAAUGGACACAAAUGGAACGAAUCGGGAACAGAUUAUUGGGACCAAAUUGCAGUAUACUUCACUUAGCAAAGAUACAUUUUAAAAUAUAUAGUCUUCUUGGUAAACAAAAAUUAUUCAGGAUAUUUAUAUAUUUAAAUAUUCCAAAUUAAAACAAAUUAAAAACGGCGCGCGAUAAAAGUUGUUUACAGAUUAGAAAACAAAAUUUUUAUUUCACCAAAUUUGGUUAAUGUAGUUUCGCAGAGCUUUUCAUCAGCAAUGUCUAUUCAACAAUUGAACUAAUUUUGAAAAGUAUUUGUAAAGUUUAGUAUAAUACCGUAAUUUAUUAAUCAAUGAAAAAAAGUCAUUUAUAUAUUCCAAUUAAAAAUCAAGGAACUCAAAAGAAACUGCGCGAUAAAUGUUUUUGAAUAGACAAAAUUUUAGAAAGGCAAAAUUAUAUUAUCAACUGAAUAUUUAUUUGAAAAAAUCUAGUUAAUGUAAUUUUUCAAAAUAUUUCAUCAGAAAAAUCUAUUGAACAAAAAUUUUGUUAAGAAGCAAAUAAAUAAUCUGAUUUUUAAGAAGUCGAAAAGGGAGAUGAAUCUACAUAUAAAAUAAAUCUAAAUAUUUUUAGAACUGAUCCUGUUGAAUAAUAUUACCGACCUGUCAACGACAGUUUCUUAAAACUCCUAAAAUCAGCUAAGCGAACUAUACUGUAGCUACACUUUUUAA